Talaromyces amestolkiae is the source of this 315-nucleotide messenger RNA. RefSeq lists its product as uncharacterized. Bases 1 to 315 code for a protein of 104 amino acids. The transcript is spliced from 3 exons. The record is from RefSeq and is a predicted model, not a curated record. NCBI's taxonomy places the organism in Eukaryota, Fungi, Ascomycota, Eurotiomycetes, Eurotiales, Trichocomaceae.
AUGGCCAAAAACAGCAUCGUCCCCGUCAUUAUUCUCUUGCUAGUCGUCUUCCUCUUCGCUGUCAUCGGCUUCGUCGUCUACACCAUCGUCCAGGACAUCAGCGACAAGACAAAGGCGAAGAUGGAGAAGAAGAAUAUCAAGUUCUCAAAGGAUGGAUUGAAGGUGUCCAUGAAGGAGGUGCGCGAUGAGGAUUAUAAGGAUCAGACGCAGAGUGUGCUGGUCAAGGUGUGGAAUAAUACUUCGUUCCCGGCAUACAAGUCUCGCCUGUGGGAUAAUGGUGUUGCAAAGGAUAAGGAGAAUGCUAAACGACGAUAA